Molecule: messenger RNA, 1210 nt
Organism: Dimorphilus gyrociliatus
Lineage: Eukaryota; Metazoa; Annelida; Polychaeta; Dinophilidae
Source: the annotation of a GenBank genome assembly
CAUGGGAUUUUCUGAUUUUGUUGCCGCUUUGAAGGAUAAUCCAUACUUCGGUGCAGGCUUUGGAUUAGUUGGAGUGGGGGCUGGAUUAACAGUACUUCGGAAAGGAGCGCAAGUUGGUAUGGUCUACUUUCGCCGACAUUGUAUGAUGACCCUAGAGGGAGUUAGAAUGCAACACUUAAGCGUACAAACAACUUAUUUACAAAAUGAAACUGGUAAAAUAAGUACAGCUUUCGAUUUUGUUCCAAGUCCUGGAACUCAUUUCUUAAAAUAUAACGGAACCUGGAUGAGAGUAGAAAGAAAUCGAGAAAAACAAAUGAUGGACUUUCAUAGUGGUUCACCCUUUGAAACUGUUACUCUCACUGCCUUUGGAAGAGAUAGAACGGUCUAUUUUGACUUAAUGGAAGAAGCUCGUCAGAAAGCUCUGCACGAACUUGAAGGCAUGACCGUUAUGUAUACCGGUGUUGGUGCUGAGUGGCGGCAAUUUGGAUAUCCAAGGAAACGUAGGCCUAUUUCAAGUGUCGUAUUGGGAGAAGGUAUUGCAGAGAGUAUAGUGAAGGAUGUGAAUGACUUUAUUUGCAGCUCGAGUUGGUAUACAGGGAGAGGUAUUCCAUAUAGAAGAGGCUAUUUAUUAUAUGGUCCACCUGGGUGCGGAAAGUCCAGUUUUAUAACAGCCUUAGCGGGACAUUUUGAAUACGCUAUAUGCCUUUUAAAUUUAAGUGAAAAAGGUCUAUCAGAUGACAGACUAAAUCAUCUGCUAAGCGUAGCCCCACAGCAGAGUAUUAUCCUUCUCGAAGAUGUAGAUGCAGCUUUUGCAAGUAGAGACCUUCAGAAAGAAAAUAGAACAGUUUAUGAAGGAAUGGGAAGAUUGACUUUUAGUGGUCUAUUAAACGCACUGGACGGUGUUGCCUCUUCAGAAGGAAGAAUUGUAUUUAUGACAACAAACUAUCUUGAUCGACUCGACCCGGCACUUAUUCGACCAGGACGUGUUGAUAUGAAGUUAUUGAUUGAUCAUUGUUCACAAAUGCAAUUGGAAAAAAUGUACUUAAAUUUCUAUCCGGAUGAACCUAAAGAGAGUGCAGUGGAAUUUGCCUCUUUAGCAUUAUCUCACAACAAACCAAUUAGUCCAGCUAUGGUACAAGGUUUAUUUAUGCUGCAUAAACAUUCACCGAACUUAGUUAUAAAAAAUACACAGAAACUGUUUAAUUUUUGA